AUGAUAAAAAUAGGGGUGCUCUUAGUUAUGAUUAGCCUUGGUUAAUGUUAGGAUUUGUUGACAUCAAUAAAAAAUUAUGCAGAUGGAAUUGUUUCAUCAAACAUCACUCAAAAAAUACUUAUAGAUUUUGCUCCAUUAUUAUUGCCUUUAACAAUACUAUCUAUAAUUUUGAUAUAAGUGAUGAAGAUUUGCUUCAAAAGACAAAAGUUUUAUGAUAAAUUGCCUUAAAACGAAUAAUAAGCAAAUAUCCAAAAAGUUAAAUUACCAUUAAAACACAAAAUCCAAUUGUACUUUAUGAGAUAUUAUUGUUAAUUUUUGAGAUUAUUUACACGUUGA
Paramecium octaurelia is the source of this 336-nucleotide messenger RNA. Lineage: Eukaryota; Ciliophora; Oligohymenophorea; Peniculida; Parameciidae. The record is from the annotation of a GenBank genome assembly.